AUGGCUUCAGAUCCUUUUCCAGAUGAGCCAGUCGCCUCACAUGAAAAGGCUCCUGAGAAGAAAAAGAAGCGGCGGCCGCGGAAAAAGAAAAACGCAGUGACAAAAGACGUGCAAUCGAAAUCAGCAGAUAUAGCGUUGGAUCCACCUCCUUUGCCUGAACAAAGUGUUCCCAUGAGUCCAAGGAAACAAACUCUCCUACGUCAUCAGAAGAGCAAUCUCUCCGAAGACGAGCCUCUUUUCCUCAGUGAAGUGAAAGAGCUCAAAAAGAAUCGUAGGCCUUUGACGCAAAAUCAUAUGCCUCGGUCAGAAAACGAAAAGUUCAAUGUCUUAUUAGCAAGCUACCCCAUGGAUGAUCGAACAACUAUUUUCCGCGCACCUUUUGCCCGAAUAGUUGUGUAUCAUGAGCAAGUCCCGGACUCGGGCAUAAAUGCUUCUUCGGGUACACUCUUGGGCCACGGCGAGUUCACGAUCUUCCAAUUACAUAACGGCGAUAUCACGUACUUGGCGUGUGGACCAUCUUUUGUAUAUCCUCUUCUUCGCAAGCUCAAGAUCCUCCGGGUGAGUCGAUCUCACUUCAUACUUCCUUUGGUCAACCCUCAGCGAUAUUGGAAAAUGGAGGUUGUUUCACAAGAGGAUGCGGUAUUGGAGGAACUCGAAAAAGUGUUUCAAAAGUUCGUCAACUAUACAAGUCUAUUUUUGGUCUCUUCUCCGGUUGAUGAUGGUGAAAAAUACGAAAAAGAGAAAGAAAGUGCCGAUUCACAUGCUGGACAUGUACAACUUUCAAUACCUGACAUGUUUCCUCUUAGAGGUUCAAACGAACAAACAGAAAAUCCCAUAUCACCACAUGCAUCCUCACCAAACUUCCAAGCAAAAGGAAAUCAAUUCACUCCCUUUUUCAAUAACAUUCCCGAAUCGCCGCCCUCAGUGCCGGUUUCUCCGAACCAGUUUCAUCUCUACGAUUCUAAGCUGCCCAUUCUGCCCUCAAGGUCACCAAAUCUAGAACAUGAUCACUUUGGAUUUCUCUCGCAUCCCAAUGCGUACAUGCCUAUUCAAUCAAAACUUACAAAACCUUUAGUGAAAAAAGCUAAUAAUUCUCAGAUCGCAAAUCCUUAUCACCAUACUAGUCAACAAUCUGAUUCAUCGUCAAUGGAUUCUUUACUCGAUGAGUACGAAGAAAAUGUAUCCAUGACAAGGUCUAUCAACUAUAAUGGUUCUCGUAUGCCUUCACGAACGGCUUCUUUCGUUUCAAUUUCUCAUCAUCCAUUAAACAAUUACGCUCGGGGCAAUGUUCUAAUUUUACCUGAAAGAAGUGUUGCUGGAUCGAUUAUCGGUGACAAGAACAAACAUGAGGAUGAUGGCUUUUUUCCUACAACGUCUCUUUCCCAGUAUAAUCGAAAUCGGCGAAACAGCCAGAAUGGUUUGUCGCGCAGGUCUUCUGUUAGUGAACUCUAUACCUCCGUUUCCAAUUGGAUGGAUCCCAGUACGAAUGGCCCAAAAUUAUCACACUCCCGUUCCAAUUAUACUUUGGCUUCUCGUCAAAGCAAUCGCCCAAUAAAUGUAAAGGACACUUAUCAGGACAUUUAUCGUUCCAUUACGCUGCAUAAUGUUGCUGCUUUGGCCGGUCGAGAAAAGAAUUCAGAAGCUCUCCCCGAACCCAAAUAUCCAUCGGGGGAUCUGUACUAUUCUAAAUUGCUUGUUACGGACCAGUUCAGCAGAAAACCUGUGAGUACCAAAACACAGGCAAAUACUAAAUCAACCAGUGAAAGGCUCAAUAGGAGAUCUAGUCGGAUAAGCUCAUCAGAUGUUUACAAUCUCAUAAGCCGGAAAGAGGAGAAGAUUGAGGCUAGCUCCGGUAUCGGCAGGUUUUUCGGUUGGUAA
Messenger RNA from Clavispora lusitaniae ATCC 42720, 1878 nucleotides. RefSeq lists its product as uncharacterized. NCBI's taxonomy places the organism in Eukaryota, Fungi, Ascomycota, Pichiomycetes, Serinales, Metschnikowiaceae. Gene Ontology annotation, biological process: peroxisome inheritance. Gene Ontology annotation, cellular component: extrinsic component of intraperoxisomal membrane. The record is from RefSeq and is a predicted model, not a curated record.